AUGAACCGAUGCAGUCUGUGGCAACAGAGGGCGCGUCUCGAUACGGUGGAGCCAGUGAAGCAGGCGUUCCCAGCUGAUGUGCCGCCGGCUGCGCACUCCCCCGCGGGUGCGCCGGAUGGACACGGCACUGUCUUCUCUCAUCAUGACGGCGAGGAGCACAACGACUCGGCAAACCGAGACGAGCAGGCUAGCUACCCAUCGCAGUCUCCGCUGCCGCCAUCUCCUUCGGCGGCCACACCCUACACAGGCAACUGGCCUCCGUAUGCGCUGCUUCUCGUCUCUUGCUUGAUCGUGGCCGCGGCGGGUCUCGGCGGCAGUGCGGCUCGUGUGGCGCUGCAGAAGUGCUUUGAGAAGAACCCCUUCUUUCCGAAGUACACCUACAUCGGGCCCAACAGCCUGGGCAGCUUCUUGAUGGGCUUCUCUGUGACCGUCCUCCCACCCGAGGGCGCGCUGCCUUUGACCCACCGCGCCCUCUGCGUCGGCUUCUGCGGCAGCUUUACGACGUUCAGCUCGUGGAUUGUCAAGGCGAUGGUUCAGAACACCGUCGCAGAUGCCUUGGAGCACCUGUUCAUUGGCGGCACAAUGCCCCUUGUGUUCUUCCUCUGGGGCCGUGACUGCGGGCGUGGCGUGCGGUGGUGCUGCGAGCAUGUCGUUGACUCUCCGUGGGAGACAUGGCCAUUGCACCGCUCGCUCCUUCGUGCUGUUGAUGCCGUCAUGUUUGUCCUUGUGUUUCUUGCAUCGAUCCUAGCGCCGGUUCUUGUGCUGGUGUACAUCGGCGAGGGCGGCAUUCGUGUCAUCUCCACCGACGACGUUCGCAUGGUAGUGCUCGCCCCUGCCGGCGCGGUCACCCGCUUUAUGCUGUCGGUCUACCUAAACAAGAAGGCCUGCGCCGCUCAGUUCCCACUGGGCACGCUAGCAGCCAACCUUCUAGGUGUGCUGCUCGCUAUCAUCAUGUACAACAUGGAGGUCAACCACCUCUCCUGCGAGUGGUGCAUCGCUGUCCAGAACGGCAUUUGCGGGGCGCUCUCCACCGUGUCCUCCGUCGCGAACGAGCUGGUUAGUUUCUACGGCAGCGGGCGAAUGCUGUCAGCGUACGUCUACGCGCUGGUGUCAGUUGGUUUCAGCGUCUUCAUUGCCGGCGUUGGGCGACCUCAACUUUACCGCCACGCUGUGAGCUGA
This is a messenger RNA of Leishmania major strain Friedlin, 1179 nucleotides long. RefSeq lists its product as hypothetical. The coding region runs from base 1 to 1179 and encodes 392 amino acids. Gene Ontology annotation, molecular function: fluoride transmembrane transporter activity. NCBI's taxonomy places the organism in Eukaryota, Euglenozoa, Kinetoplastea, Trypanosomatida, Trypanosomatidae. Gene Ontology annotation, biological process: fluoride transmembrane transport. The transcript has a single exon. Gene Ontology annotation, cellular component: membrane. The record is from RefSeq and is a predicted model, not a curated record.